GCUGGUACAAAAGAGGUAGAAGUCUAUAUAAUGCCUUUGAUAUCCAAGGAAGAGAAACAACGUCUCUUGAAAGACUUGAAGCCUUUGGAAAAUCAUCAAAGAAAUCGUGAUAAUCAACUUAUUAAUAAUAUCUUACCAUCUUACCAUAUGUUUGAGUCUACUAUUCUGAAAAGUAUGACCCCUUCUGAUGAAAACUACCGGGUCGAUCCUCCAGUUUAUGAAGUGACUCCAGUCUCUUCUAACGUAAAUACUCCUUCUCCAUUAUCGCCAAUGCAUUCAGCCAAUGAUGGUCCCCAAAUGCCACCGAACAACCUUGGUGGAAUACGGUCCGAUACGCCCUUAUCGGAUGGCUACCCUUUUCCAAACCUUCAGUCAAACCCUUCUUCUAUUAAUGUGCAAGGCUCUGAUCUACAACCACAGAAUUCAACUACUAAUUCAGUUCUUUCAACUUUUAAUGAAGAACUGGCAGAAAUUUGGGAAAAUACCGUUUUGGCCAAUGCCCAUAAACUACCCAAUCUCUCUGACUCUGAUAAUGAUUUUUCAAAAAAUCUAAAACUUGAUAUUAAAGUUACUGAAUCCGUUUGUCAAAAGGGAGAAGCACCAACUAUAAUUGAUCCUCAACAAUACGAGUAUAAACAGGGGGAUUACAUUCAUGGCUAUGUAACUAUUCAAAAUACUUCUUCUGAACCAAUACCCUUUGAUAUGGUUUAUGUGGUAUUUGAAGGUGCUCUUGUUGUUUUAGAUAAUAAUAUGGGGCUAAUUGAUAGUCAGCAUCCUUUAACUGUUUAUAAAUUUUUGAAUAUGCUUGAUCUUUUCGCCUCCUGGUCUUAUGCUAAUAUCGAUCGUUUGGUUACUGAUAAUGGAGAUCCUCAUGAUUGGUGUUUAGAUGAAAUCGAUCCUUAUGAUAAUACCGCUUUAUCAAUUGAUGUUAAACGGUUUUUCCAACCAAAUAUAACUUAUAAAAGAUUUUUUUCUUUUAGAAUUCCCGAAAAAUUAUUAGAUGACUCUUGUGAAGUUCAUAAUUUUACAAAACAUACCGAAAUCCCUCCAAGUAUUGGUGUUCUGAGAAAUUUAUCUUCAAUUCCUUUAAUGUAUUUAUCAAAUACUGCCGAUAAGAAUGAUCGUAAAUUGAAAGAUUUUUCCUUUAUUGAUACUUAUAUCAAUUAUAGUGUUGAUGCUAGAAUAAUUGGUAAAGCUUCAGAAUAUAAAUAUAAGCCGAAAAGGCCUUCAAAAUUUAGAGAUCAAUACGUUAUUGCCAAAGAACUUCAAUGUCCAAUAAGAGUUAUUCCAAAUGCUUAUCGUACAAUCGAUCAAAUUGGUUCUAAAAAUGAACAAGUUAGUUUGUUCUAUCGUGCUUUUGUCGAUAGUAUUAAAAAUAAAAUUUCUUAUGGUAUGGAAUCUUUAGCUAAUAUUGAUUCAAAUAGACAAGUUAUUUCACCUUGGGAUUCUUCAAAUAAUAGCAAUUCAACUCCAAAUACCACCAUGGAUGACUUAAACACUAGUUUUUCAUCAUUAACCCCUCAUUCAUCAUCAAAUACUAGAUUAAAACAAUUAUACGUGGUGGCUGACCAUACUAAUAAAGAAAAUUUUAAAAAACAAUUUAAAAAAUUGCAUCUUCAACGCUCUGAAAAUAAAACUAACAACUCUAGUGGGCUAAAUGAUAAUGAUUACGAUGAUAACGUGUAUCAAUACUUAACUCCUUACAAAAAAAAAUCAUUAACUGGUUCAACUAAAGUUAUGGGAGUGCUUUCUUUAACUACCCCAAAACAAGAAUAUACUACCCUCUAUGUACCGCCCAUAAAAUUUAGAAAUGCUAAUCAAAAAUAUGAUACCAAUUUAUCAAUACCUUUAGAAGUUGCAUUUUUCUAUGAACAUGGUAAUGUUAAAGGUAAAAAUAGCCCUCCAGAAAUUAAAAAUAUUGAUUGCGAAUUAGUGGUACUUACCUUAAGGUCUAAAAAACACGCUAUUCCAGUUGAAUUUAACCAUGAAAUGUGUUUCAAGGAUAAAGUUAUAAUAAGUAGUGAUAACGAUGGUCACUCAACUAACAUCCUCCUGAAUUUUGCAUCCAAUCAUAAUAAAAAAGAUCCUGAUACAAAUAACUUUGAUCAGAUUGUCAUUAAACCAAUGCAAGAUUAUUAUAAACAGAUUUCUGACUUGAUCAAAAAAUUUGGCGAAGACCCAACUUUCAGAGUCGAAAGUCAAUUAUUCAAAGAUUUGAAAGCUUUAGCCUUUUUACAAUCAAAAUAUAUCAAUCUACCAAUUUCCGAUGUCAAAUUUUAUUCCCAAACUCAAUCAAAUCGUGGUGUUUAUUCAAAUUUUUCAAAUAUUCCUUGGAAUCAUAGUAAAUCAGAAACUAACGUAAACUAUUCAAUUUAUCAAAAGAAAUUCGAUAUUGCAAUCGACUUAUCAAAAUGCCAUCCGAAGGGGACAGAACCCCUUAAAAAUGGCAAAUCUUGCUUCGAUAACUUUACGCUUGUUCCUAGCUUCCAAAAUUGUCUCAUGGCUAGAUUCUACUACGUCAAAGUUAAUGUCAAAAUGAUUAAUGGUGCCGUUCUCACCUUGAAUGUCCCUUUGAAUAUCGAAAACUAAUUCUACUCAUACCCCACGGCCUCUAAUUAUACCUUCAAUUCUUGUCUUGUAUUCUGUUUUGUAUAUAUUUAUAAUUUUUUAGCAGCCAUUAUUGUAGAACAGAUAAAAUAUACCUCCG
Hyphopichia burtonii NRRL Y-1933 is the source of this 2707-nucleotide messenger RNA. RefSeq lists its product as uncharacterized. The transcript has a single exon. Gene Ontology annotation, biological process: protein monoubiquitination; protein polyubiquitination. Gene Ontology annotation, molecular function: ubiquitin-ubiquitin ligase activity. The coding region runs from base 31 to 2589 and encodes 852 amino acids. Gene Ontology annotation, cellular component: ubiquitin ligase complex. The record is from RefSeq and is a predicted model, not a curated record. NCBI's taxonomy places the organism in Eukaryota, Fungi, Ascomycota, Pichiomycetes, Serinales, Debaryomycetaceae.